GGGCAGAGAGGCGGAGAGGCGGAGAGGCCGAGAAGAGGCCUCACCAUCCCCUGAGGUGACCAGCUGGGGAAAGAAGCUGUCAGUGGGCCACACACGUAGAGCUGCAGAGGCCGAGAGUGGCGAUGCGUUUGACGCCAACAGGAAAGGGGGACAGAGCGCAUCCCCUGAUAUGGAGGAGCAGCUGCAAAGCCAGGCAGCCAUCUCUGUGACACACCAUGAAAGGUAUUCUCACCGUCCUGCUGAUAUCUACAGCCUACAUGAAGUUCUGCACCUCAUGUCCAGCCCAGUCAUGCAGUAUGUGCUCACUGGACAUCACCAUCUGCAAUAAGCUCUCCAGGAUCAUAGUGGUUCCUGAGACCACAAAGGCUUUGAUGCUCACAGAUGGACUGAUAACCUUGGUGGACAACAGCUCCUUGUCUGAUCUAUCCAACAUGACUUUGCUGGGACUGAGUAAUAACGCCAUCCUGGGGAUUAUGGAGAAUGCCUUCCAGGACCUGAAGCACCUCAGAAUCCUGCUGUUAGACCACAACCAUAUCACGAGCGUCUCCAUCCCGGAUUCAACCUUCAUCCAGCUGCAGAGUCUUGAGAUGCUACAGCUGGGAAACAAUGCCCUCAAGGGUAUCAAUGGCAGCUGGUUCCAAGGGAUGAGGAACCUCCUGACCUUGCAGCUCGAAGGGAACCUCAUCACCAAGCUACCUGCUGGCAUUUUCAAAUCCGCCAGCCUGGACAAACUGGAGAGUCUGGACCUCUCUGAUAACCUGAUCGACUUUCUAGCCAAGGGCAGCUUCCUUGGCCUUCCUCAGCUGCGCAGACUGGACCUGUCCAGGAACAGGCUGCGCAGCGCCCCGGACGCCUUCUCCUACCUGACCUGGCUGUCUGCACUGAACCUGGACUACAACCAGUGGAACUGCACGUGCGAGCUGCAGGAGCUGGCCUCCUUCCUCAGCAGCUACAUGCAGGCCCCAGACAAGGUGCUCUACAAUGGACGCAAGCUGGUCUGCGUGAGCUCGGCCAACCCUGCUGUGCAAACCGUGCUGCAGCUCACAGAAGCCAACUGCGUGCCACCCAAUGAGAACAUCACCGUGUUGGUGAAGGCCGGGGGGGGUGUCGGCCUCGAGCGCUACGCUAGGGACAUCUCGCUGGCAGCCUGCCUCUUCUUCGCUGGUGGCGUGGGGCUGACCGUCGCCGCUCUUUACAUCAUCUACUGCAAAAUGGAGAAGAGGAGCCUGAAGUCUUGGAGAGAGAGGAGCCUUAUUGCACUGGAGGCAGGUGGCACAGGCGCCAUCGCGCAGGGCCAGGGAUCGCCGCAAUGCCGAUUCACCGAGGACAGUAACGUACAGAUCCUCACCAUCACUCACCCCGGGCAGGAUGCCAAAGCGGCAUUCCCCCAGCGGGAGCGGCAGCUAGCCUUCGAACCCGCAGCCAGAGAGAGGGCUCUGCCACACACAGAGCACUGCUCUCCGUGUUACCGCUGCAGCCCGCCAGCCACCAUGCUGAGAGAGCACGUCUGGGCUGAUGCCGGCGGAAACUUCAGUCCGACCCUGGCAUCAGAGGCUGGGCUGAAGCCAAACAGAGACUACCGAGUUCAAAACCACUAUGAGAGAUCAAAAAUUGAGCACCAUGUCUUAAACAACCAGGAACGUUUCAUGUACCAGCGCCAAAAUGCAGGAUUGUCUGAGGAGAAGGACUUUGUUGGCCAUCUGUCCACGUACCACUGGGACAAACCAACGCAGAACUCCAAGAGGGCAGCCGGCGGCAGCUACAGAGACCCCGAGGACAACAGCUUCAGAUCCAAAGUCCAGAGCAUUCAGAUUCCACCAGAGUGCCUGGCAGUGAGCUGCGUGCAGCGUCAGAAAGCAUAUGAGUACCAACUCUUAGGAAACCAGAGCGGGAGUAGGAGAGAGGAGAGUGCAGCCCACACGCACCUUACAGAGAUACCAUCAAGCAUGGUGACCACACUCUACAGAGAGAGCAAGCUCAGGAGCAUGAACAGUCAUGUAGACGCUCCAGGUCCAAAACAGCAGCAGAGGAGAACCGGUCUGCAUUUACAGCCACAGAGAAACGUCACCUUUAACUUGACAGACCCAGACAUAUGUGUUCUGACACUCCCAAAGAAGAAGAAACCACAGGACAAGCCAGAGAGUCAAGGGCCAGUUGUGUGGCCCCCUAACAACAAGACCCCGAAAGAUGAGAGAUGGGUGAUUCAGGACUGGACAAACAAACAGGACCUGAAUCACAGCUUGUUGAAAGUAAAGCUCAACUUGAACCCACUUAAGAAAAGUCGAGUCCAUCCAAUUCAUAAAAAGGAACUUCAAACUGGACAGAAGGCCAUUGGGAGAACUGAGAGACUCAAAAAGACCAGAAAUAUCAAAAAAGAGGCUGAUUCAUGCCCAGAGACAAGAGAACCAGGACCUUCGGCGAAAGUGCGGAAAGAUAACAAGAAUAAACCAGCAACGAGACAAGCAGCUAACGUCAAGGUACCUGGCCAAGCUCAUCACCCUAGAAACAGGCCUGUACUUAAAGGGAACUCAACCAGACUCAAGGAUGGUUUGGAGAAAACCCAUGGUGGUGCUCCAGAGCCCUCUAUGAGAUUAGGUGUUGAUAUUCAGAAAAGUGAAUCAGAAGUGACACGCACACUAAACAACAAACACGGACAGGAAGCUUCAUCAGUAAGGAAUACAGUUGGAUGUCAGACAGAAGGAGAAGAAGAUGCAGCCAGGGUCUCCUCUGCACAAUCCAAGAAAAGAGAGAUGUCAGAAGAUGCUGUACAAGAAGUGUCAGCUAGUGAGACUCACCUUGCAGCACCACUGGGGCUGGGAGAAACACCCAAUGGCCAACGUGAAACUCCUACUGAAUUUGUAAAAGGACCAUGUGAAGGCGAAGGAGAAUUGGAGCGAUUUCUGAGUUCUGAGGAUCUUACCCAUAGACAUUCAUCUGGCCCACACACGCUUCCCGAAAACCCGUGUCAAAGCUAUUCCAACAUGAGCUCAACAGAUAGAGCCGAUGACCAAAAGAAGGAGGACAUGGGUGAAGACCCUGACUUGGGUCUACCGCAGGAAGAACCGCAGGAAGAACACAUCGACACCUCAGCCAACCAGGAGGCAGCAGAACGCACAGACAUGAGAGCGCUUGGAGCCACAGGAGUCUCUGAUGAAAACAGAGACAGCAUUGUAAUGGACGGCACUCAGACCAGCAGCUCGCUCGAGCCUGAGUCCAUGGAGCCUGCUGCUCUCAGCCCAGCAGAGAGUGCAAGAGCAGUGCCCCUGGAGACUGAGGGUACAGAUGCUGUAUCUGACUCGCUCUGACAUAGGAGCCUUGCCCAAUUACAGGGCAGCCCUGACCAAUGACGGAGGAGCACUGUCCAAUCACAGGGCAGCACUUGCCAAUGACAGAGGAGCCUUGCCCAAUCACAGGGGAGCACUACCCAAUGACAGAGGAGCCCUGUCCAAUCACAGGAGAGCACUGCCUAAUGACAGAGGAGCCCUGCCCAAUCACAGGAGGCAGGCUGAUGCCCAUCCUGAAGGCUUGAACAUCCUCAAUAAUAGCAUGAAGAGCAACAGACUGCAGGGUGCACUUGAGAAGAUAAUGUGAAAUG
Molecule: messenger RNA, 3595 nt
Organism: Brienomyrus brachyistius
Lineage: Eukaryota; Metazoa; Chordata; Actinopteri; Osteoglossiformes; Mormyridae
Gene: lrrc53
Product: leucine rich repeat containing 53
Exons: 6
Coding region: 216-3305 (1029 amino acids)
Molecular function (GO): protein binding
Source: RefSeq, a predicted model, not a curated record